Molecule: messenger RNA, 774 nt
Organism: Agelaius phoeniceus (red-winged blackbird)
Lineage: Eukaryota; Metazoa; Chordata; Aves; Passeriformes; Icteridae
Source: RefSeq, a predicted model, not a curated record
AUGCGGCGGGCGGACACCGCCUCACGCCCGCCCAAUAGGAGCCCGGACCGCGGCCUCCGGCCCCGCCCAGCUGCUUCCCCGCCCCCCCAGCUGAAGAAGAAAAGCAAACGCCAUCGCUCUACCACAAAAUGGCGGCUGUGCCGCACCCGCCUCCGGCACAGACCCUGCCGCUCCGAGCGGAACGGAGCGGCGACAACGCCGGCCAGGGUCCCGCGGGCCGACCGGGCACACAGAACAAGCGCCCCGCACCGCACAAGCUCCGUUUCCCCCGCGCUCCGCUCUGCGGGGAAGCCCCCGGAGCUUUUACAAACCUGGGCUGUGGGUCUCGGAGCAGGCCGAGCCGGACGGUUGCGCGGUGCGGCGCGGCAGACGAUCGGCGGAUCAGUCGGGCAGAUACGUCCACCCCGGGCGACAGACGACUCCGAGUGCUGCGCAACACCGGCGCUGCGCCGCGAAAUGGAGGCGGCCCCGCGCGUCAGCGCCGCCCCGCGCGGCCAUUGGCGGAGGCGGCGGCCACGCCCCUCCCCGGGGAAUCCAGGUGGCUGCAGUAAAGGCAAGAGAUUAUCCCAAGGGGUAUUUGAAAUGAAGAAGACAUCUGGAAGUUGAAGAUACACCCACUAGUUUUCCAGUACAGACAGAGGCUGCAGCUCUGUGACCCUCUUUGCCAGAUCUGUGCAGUGCUGGAUCAGUUGACUUUACACAAAAAGCCAGCAGGCUUACAGCUGCACCAGUCUGCCUCUUUUGAUGCAUUUUGAUAAUUACAGUAUGAUCCUU